AUGAAUUUAGAAACGGUGGAAGAAGGGCCACAGCUUGGAGAUUCCCAUGGGCUACUGGGACAGCGAGGAUACUUUAAUGGGCUACCGUACAGUGAAUCAAUGAGCACGUCUGUAGAUGAGAAAAGCACAAGAAGACUUCCUUAUGCAUUUGAUCGAAGCUUGUCUAACGUGGUGAGUUACGAGAACAUGAAGAGAAAUAACAGAUUGGCAGAUUUUCGUGUCAAGCUUGUUGUUGUUGGUGAUGGAGCUGUUGGUAAGACAUGUUUAUUAAUGUCCUACGUUCAAAAGACAUUUCCAGAGGAUUAUAUUCCCACCGUUUUCGAAAAUUAUGUUACAAAGAUAGCAGGUCCAAAGGGGAAAUAUAUAGAACUGGCCCUCUGGGAUACCGCAGGCCAAGAAGAAUACAGUAGGUUGAGACCGUUAUCAUACACAGAUGUCGACAUUCUCAUGGUAUGUUAUUCCGUAGACAACAAAGUUUCUUUGCAAAAUGUUCGAGAUCAAUGGUUUCCUGAAGUGAAGCAUUUUUGUGGUGAUACACCAAUAAUGUUGGUAGGUUUAAAGUCCGAUUUGUAUGCCCAGGAUAAUAUAGACGAUCUGGUUGACCCGAAGGAAGCUGAUAUACUAGCUAAGAAGCUGGGGGCAUUUGUACACAUACAGUGUUCUGCUAAAACAAGACAAAACAUCGACGAUGUCUUCAGUACGGCGAUCACAUCUCUCUUACCUGACGAUUUGUCUUCCUCUCAGAAGAGAGGGGGUGUAUCACUGAUAACAAGAAAAAUCAAGAGAAUGUCCACUAGUAAAAAACCCUCACUGGAAAUUGUGCCAUCCGAUGAAGAGAUUACUGGUCUAGAAAGGAAGAAGAAAUUCAGGACUCACAAGUGCGUCACGUUCUGA
This is a messenger RNA of Kazachstania africana CBS 2517, 894 nucleotides long. It is a transcript of the gene RHO4, whose product is annotated as Rho family GTPase RHO4. The transcript has a single exon. The record is from RefSeq and is a predicted model, not a curated record. NCBI's taxonomy places the organism in Eukaryota, Fungi, Ascomycota, Saccharomycetes, Saccharomycetales, Saccharomycetaceae. The coding region runs from base 1 to 894 and encodes 297 amino acids. Gene Ontology annotation, biological process: small GTPase-mediated signal transduction. Gene Ontology annotation, molecular function: GTP binding; GTPase activity.